UUAGAGUUCAAUGCAACAUUCACUUGUGACAAUUCAAUGGAAAUGUUUGCUGUUGGUCAAAGCCUCGGAACGAACAGUACCUACCUUGUACCAGGAAACACACGAGUUCUUUCUGUAGCCGGGAAAGACUUGGGAGGAAAUUUUGGAAUACUCGGCUCCAUGAGCAACGGGCUGGUAACUGAUGAAUCCUGGAAAUGCAGCAGCUUUCCGUAUCCCGGAUGGAAUUUCCCGGAUUUUGAUGACCAGGGCUGGCAUUCUGCAAACGUUAUUGCAAACCAUGGCGACAAUCCUUGGAAUACAAUGAAUGGUAUCGCAACGGCAGCCAAGUGGAUAUGGGCUAAUAACAAAAGCGACACUGCCUAUUGCAGACUGAAUCUAAAGUAA
This is a messenger RNA of Porites lobata, 384 nucleotides long. NCBI's taxonomy places the organism in Eukaryota, Metazoa, Cnidaria, Anthozoa, Scleractinia, Poritidae. The record is from the annotation of a GenBank genome assembly.